GAGGCUGCUGGGGUCGUGUGUUCAGAGUGCUUGUAGUGGUCAGUUUUGUGGAUUCCGGGCCGGUGGCGGCGGAUCAUAGUGGAGGGUGCUCUUUAUUGACUAUUGAGUACCUGUGGUUUGUGGAGGUCGGUACUUUCCGUCGCAACUCGCAGCGAUAGUGUCAUCAAAACACCAAGCUAUCGAAUUGAUUUCCAAAGCAAACAUCAGGCUAUCAUUGCCUAAGAGGGCUGAAGCCUCCGGUGCCGCUCCAGCCGCCGGCAAUGUGCGACUGUAGCCUGUACGUGACCUCGGUCACAAACGCUGGCACUCACAUCAGCUUCCACGCCCAGCCCAACCCGGAGCAGUUCGCGGUACUGGACCGCCUCAUCACACAGAACCAGGCCUUCUUUGAACAGGCGCGACUGCCGUCGCCGUAUCAGCUGCCGCCGGGACAGACGGUGCUGGUCAAGUCGACGUCGAGCGGCGCGGCCAAGUGGCACCGGGCGCGCGUGGUCGGUAUCCAGGGCCCCACUGUCAGUGUCGAGUACAUCGACUAUGGCACCAGCGAGCUGGCACACUACACCCAGAUCUGCGCCAGUCGCACCGCACUGCCCGCGGCAGUCCUCACCCAGCCGCCACUGGCGGUGCCCUGCGUGCUGGCCGAGGUGCUUCCUGCCACCGGCACCUGGACAGAGGCAGCGUUCAGUCAUGCGGAGUCGGCGCUGCGCUCGCGUCAGCCUGUUCAGGCUCAGGUGCUGCGUCAGGACACCGACGGGGUGUGGCACGUCCGCGUCUACACCGGAGAUGGCCGGACCCUGGCCUCGCAGCUGGCGGCGCUGGGCAUGGGACGGCUGACCACGCCGUCUGGGCAGUACCCCGUGCAGGCCGCGUGCAGCCCGCUGGCGCCGGCGUCUUGCGGCCCGGAGCCGCCUCUGGCGUUCGCCACCCGCGUCAGUGAGCUGCUGUCGGUGCCGCCGCUGUCCGGCUCGGAAGCUCUGGUGACCAUCUGCCACUACAUCAACGGGCCGGCCAAGUUUGCCGUCCAGCUGUAUGAACAUCAGCCGGCGCUGCUGCAGCUCAUGACCGAAAUACAGUCGUACUGCCAGAGCAGCCCACCAGUGCCACUGUCUGCCGUCGAGUCUGGCGUCGUGUGUCUGGGCUCGUCAGCAUCACGAGAGGGACGCUAUCUGAGAGGAGUCAUCACCCAGGCUGAUGGCAACGUGGUCAAGGUCUACUGGGCCGACUAUGGCAACGACGAGACCAAAGUGGUCUCCGAACUGCGCGCCAUGCCCCGCCAGUUCACCCAGCUCAGGAUCCAAGCGAGCCGGGUAACCCUCGCCGGCCUGUCUGCCCUCAAACCGGUGCCGGGCAGAGCUGAGACCAUAUUCCGACAGAAGACCGAGGGCAGUGUGCUGACUGGACGGUUUGACAAGCCGCGCGAUCAGCCGGCCGGUGCUGCCACAGGCUCGGCUGCCUGCUUGAACCAGGUGGAGCUGUUUGACGUCGGUGAGAGCGUGCUGGAGAUUCUGAUCCGAGAGGGCGCCUACGAGCGGCGCGCGGGCUCUGCCCCCGUCCCCCGUACUCCUCCGGUGGUGGCGGCCCGCCGCUCGGCCAGCCCGCCGGCCGAGCCGCCGCCGCUCACCCCGGGAACUCACGCCGAGGUGCGCGUGGUGUCUGUCACCUCCGUCAGCAGCCUGCACGUGCGGCCCCUGGACACGGAGGCGGUGCUGCUGCAGACCCUACAGAGACUGACGGAUGCGCUCAAUGUCAGCGCCUGCCCGCUGCCCAUGGUGCGGGCGUCCGAGGGCUCCCUGUGCGCCGUGUUCAAGGACGCCAGCUACCAGCGCGCCCGUGUGAUGAGCGUCGGCAGACGCGACAUGAAGGUGCUCUACAUCGACCUGGGCACCUCAGAGAUCAUCCCAGCCGGCGCCGCGUUCGCCCUCGAACAGGACGUCGCCAACUACCCGCCUCAGGCUGUCCACUGCUGUCUCUCCGGCCUGGAGAUGUCCCACGGCACGCCGGAGCUCGUCGAACAGCUGCGCGCGCUCACUGCCGGCGGCCGCCUCCUCUGUGAAGUCCUCGACCAACUGGGAGAGAAACGUAUCGUGCGGCUCACCGAUCUGACCCGCUCGCCGCCCCUGGACGUUGGGGCCAUGCUCAGAGGGAUGAUGUCUGGAGCUCGGCGCGUGAAACAGAGCCCGAGCAAGCCGCCGCCGGCCGCCGGGUCACCGAAGCCCCAGCCGGUCGCCGGGUCGCCCAAACCGGCUCCGGCCGCCGUCACCGUGCGACCACCGGAGGUGGAGCUGGGCCGUCCGGAGCACAUCUCGGUGGUCUACGUCGAGUCGGCGGCCGCCUUUUUCGGCCAGCUGCUCUCCGCCGAUGUGGACGCCAUGUACGACAUGGAGGCCGCCAUGCAGGAGCGGUACGGAGGCGCAGUGAGCCCGCUGAGACCGGCGCCGGUGGGAGCCUUCUGUGUGGGACGGUCCACCAUCAAUGAGACGUUCUACCGCGCCAAGGUGCUGUUGUCCGCCUCGGACAAGGUGACCAUUCAGUACAUCGACUACGGCGAUCAGGAGUCCAAGGCGCCCUCAGAGGUGUUCCCGCUGCUACCAGAGUUCACCAAGCUGCCCCAGCUGGGGAUGUUUUGCUGUCUGGCCGGCGGCGAGUCGGUGCCGGAAGACACGUUCUCACGGCUGGUGCAGGACCAGACCCUGCUCGUACUCCCCGUGUUCGGCUCGGGCGACCACUACCGCGUCACGCUGCCACCCUGCUCCGAGAACCAGCCGCUGCUGGCGCAGCUCAAACCGUUCGGCAUCGCCGCGGCCUCCGUGCCGCCGCCCAAGUCGCCGGCAGCCACCAACGGCAGUUUGUCGUCUCCGUCGCCUCGGCCGCCAUCCAGCUCUCCAGUGGCCACCACUGGCCAGCCGUCUGAGCCCGUCAAACUGACCGAGCCGCAGCUGCCCGUCGGACUGUUCAAGGACGUUACCGUGGUACACGCCGUCUCUCCGUCCGAGUUCUACGUGCGCCUGCGGGAGCACUCUGACUCGCUGGCUCGGCUGGAAGCUGAACUGGCCUCGUACGGGACGGCGGCUCCGGCGCCGGUGACCUCCCAGCAGACGGUGGCUGUGGAGACUGCCGCCGGCUGGCGACGCGGACGCGUCAACGGCAGGAAAAUCGAUCAGGUCUCCGUCUUCCUGCUGGACAGCGGGGAGACGGUCUCCGUACCGAUGUCGUCUGUCCGACUGCUCCGCUCAGAGCACGCCCGGCUGCCGGCCCAGGCCAUCCUCUGCUGCGCCAAGGGAGCCCGGCCGAGCAGCAAUGGAGGCUGGACCGACGAGGAGACGACCCAGUUCCGCGGCUCGGUGGCUGGCCGCAGUUUCCUGGCGCGUGCUGAGGAGGCGCGUCCCGGCGCCCCGGCUGUGGUAACGCUAGCUCAGGCGGAACCGGUGCGAGCGACUGCUCUGCUCCACCCGGGGUCGGGACAGCAGUCACCGAGGUCAUCCGAUGCUAACAACAAUACGGCCAAACGCACCUCGCCGCCGCCACGCGCCGAUCAGGACCCCAACUGGCGGGACAAGUCCACCGCGGUACCCCCACCUUCUGCCAGCUCCGGCCCCGGAUGGCGGCCGUCCGACUCACGACCCAACGGUGGUCUGCGCGCCGCCGAGCGCCGCUCCUCGGGCAGCUCCGCCGCCGCCCCCUCCCCGCGGCCGCCCAAACCCUCGACCACCUCCGCCGCCGCCCCAGCCGCCCCAGAGGAGGACUCAGAGCCGCGCCUCGAGCGGUUUGUCGGGAAGAUGCGGAUGGACGACCCAGCAGAGUACGCGCCCGUCAGCCGCUCCUCCGCCGGUCGGGGCGACGGGGAUGGCUCCAGCGGACGGCCCUCCUCCCGAGCUAACGGUGGUGACACUCGCAAACCGGCCCCGCCGGCUCCGGCCCGAGUGGAGAUCCCAACCCACAGUGCCACCAUCACUCGCAGGCCGGUGCCGCCGGGCGCUCCGCUGGCGGUGACACCCACCUGGGUGUCCGGCCUGGCGCGGUUCUACGUGCAGCGGUGCCCGGCCGAGCCGGAGUUUACGAGUCUGAUGGAGGAGAUGCAGAGGUUCUACAGCGGACUGCGGGCGGAGGAUGGACAGGAGACCCAGCCGCAGACUGGACGACCGGUGGCCGCCAGGUUCACGGACGGCGCCUGGUACCGCGCUCUGGUUCGCUCCGUCUCGCCCUCCGAGCUACGGGUACUGUUUGUUGACUACGGGAACUGCGAGGUGGUGCCCCGCCGAGAGGUCAAACGGCUCAAGGAGGAACACUGCCGGCUGCCCGCGCAGGCCUACAGCUGCCGCUUCGCCGGUGUGGAGCCGGCCGGCGGACAGUGGAAGACACUCGACGAGAAACAGCUGGCCAAGUACUUCAACGGAGACAUGACGGUGACAGCGUCAUCCGACGCCUCUGGCUCUGUUACUGCCGUGGAGGUGACCCUGUCGGGUCAGAAGGUCACUGACAUGCUGGUGGCAGACGGCCUGGCCGUCAGACCCCAGCCCGGACAGACUCUCAAACAGCAGCACCUGGGUCCAUUCACCGGCCUGCCAAACCCGUUCCGUUCGGGCGACAAACUGGCCGUGUUUGUGUCGUACAUCGUCACUCCUGACCGACUGUACUGCCAGCUGAGUGAACGGGCCGCCGACAUCGAGCAGCUCGAGACACAGAUCGAAACGGCCGUGGCCGACGGAGGAAAGCUGCUGGGCGGUUCGGCUGCGGCCGGCGCCGGCUGCCUGGCUCCGUUCGACGGCUCCUUUUACCGCGGCGUGGUGGUGGAGAGGACCGGAGACGACGCCGCCGCCGUCCACUUUGUCGACUACGGGAACACGGAAACCGUGCCGGCGGCCGAGCUACUGGAGUGUCCCGAGUCGCUGCGUCGGCUGCCGGCCCAGGCCAUCCGGCUCUCACUGACCGGGGUCCCCAAGGACCGCACCGACGACCUCACGGCACGCGCUGACCAAAUGGAGUUUGUGGCCCGCGUGGACGUCGUCUGCCCCGACCACCUGAAUGUGACGCUCUUCGACGGAGAGACCAACGUGAACGUCGAGCUGGGAGCCUCGGACGUCCCGGCUCCUGCCGCUCCUGCUCCCACCCCGGCCGCUGCUCCGGCUCCGACAUCUGCCGCUACGCCCCAGAAACACCUGGGUCCAUUCACCGGCCUGCCGAACUCGUUCCGUUCGGGCGACAAACUGGCCGUGUUUGUGUCGUACAUCGUCACUCCUGACCGACUGUACUGCCAGCUGAGUGAACGGGCCGCCGACAUCGAGCAGCUCGAGACACAGAUCGAGACGGCCGUGGCCGACGGAGGAAAGCCGCUGGGCGGUUCGGCUGCGGCCGGCGCCGGCUGCCUGGCUCCGUUCGACGGCACCUUUUACCGCGGCGUGGUGGUGGAGAGGACCGGAGACGACGCCGCCGUCCACUUUGUCGACUACGGGAACACGGAGACCGUGCCGGCCGCACAGCUGCUGGAGUGUCCCGAGUCGCUGCGUCGGCUGCCGGCCCAGGCCAUCCGGCUCUCGCUGACCGGGGUCCCCAAGGACCGCACCGACGACCUCACGGCACGCGCCGACCAAAUGGAGUUUUCUGCUCGCGUGGACCUCGUCAGCGCCGACCACCUGAAUGUGACGCUCUUCGACGGAGAGACCAACUUGAACGUCGAGCUGGGAGCCUCGGACGCCCCGGCCCCGGCUCCCACCCAGGCUCCGACUCCUGCCGCUCCUAUCCCGACUCCGGCUUCUGUCGCUCCGAGCCCGGCACCGGCCGCUACACCAUCCGCGCCUCAGAAGCACCUGGGUCCAUACACGGGCCUGCCGAACCCGUUCCGUUCGGGCGACAAACUGGCCGUGUUUGUGUCGUACAUCGUCUCUCCUGACCGACUGUACUGCCAGCUGAGUGAACGGGCCGCCGACAUCGAGCAGCUCGAGACACAGAUCGAGACGGCCGUGGCCGGCGGCGGAAAGCCGCUGGGCGGUUCGGCUGCGGCCGCCGCCGGCUGCCUGGCUCCGUUCGACGGCACCUUUUACCGCGGCGUGGUGGUGGAGAGGACCGGAGAUGACGCCGCCGUCCACUUUGUCGACUACGGAAACACGGAAACCGUGCUGGCGGCUGAGCUACUGGAUUGUCCCGAGUCGCUUCGGCGGCUGCCGGCCCAGGCCAUCCGGCUCUCACUGACCGGGGUCCCCAAGGACCGCACCGACGACCUCACGGCACGCGCCGACCAAAUGGAGUUUUCUGCUCGCGUGGACCUCGUCAGCUCCGACCACCUGAAUGUGACGCUCUUCGACGGAGAGACCAACGUGAACGUCGAGCUGGGAGCCUCGGCCACCCCGGCUCCUGCCGCUCCGGCCCCGGCUCCUGCCGCUCCGGCCCCGGCUGUGGCUCCCGCCGCUCCGGCUCCCACCGAGCCCCAGAAGACAGUGACGGCGCCCCAGGCGGAGCAGCCCUCGCCGGCUCCGGAGACUCGUCCGGUGGCUGUGUCCUUCACGGUGUCUCCGGGCGAGUUUUACGUGCAGGACGCGGCGGCGGCCGAUCAGCUGGACGAACUGAUGGCCCGUCUGGAGACUGAGUACACCAAGCUGGCGGACGGCGAGCGAGCUGUCAACGAGGUGCAGCCGGGAGACCUGUUGGCGGCGCCUUUCUCAGAGGACGGCGCAUUCUAUCGUGCGCGUGUGCUGGCCGCCGACUCCGCCGACACCUCCCAACUACACCUCCAAUUCAUCGACUACGGCAACAGCGAGCGGUGCGCGCGCUCCGCCUGCCGCCUGCUCACACCGCCUCUCCUGGCUCCGGCACCGUUUGCUCAGCGGUGCCGGCUGGCGGGCGCUGCGGCCCCGGCCUGCGGCUGGACGGCGGAAGCGGCGGCGGCUCUGGAUACGCUGACAGGCGCGCCGGAUGGCCAGGCGAAAAUGGUGACUGUGAGCGGCGCCGGCGACUGCUGGACGGUGAAACUGAUCGGACUCGGCGGCGAGGAUGUGGCCAAGGCUCUGGUAGAGGCCGGGCAUGCGACUGAGGAGAGAGAGAAGAGUGACGAGAAGGUAACUGAUGCUCCGACAGAGAGAGUAGAGGAGGCGCCGCGGGCUGAACCACCGGCGGAAGUGGCGAGUCUAACUGACCUGGUGCCGGGCCAUUCAGCGGCAGUCGCCGUGUCCUUCUCCGUGGGUCCCUGCGAGUUCUGGGUGCAGCUGCUGUCCAACUCUGCGCGCCUGGAUACCCUGGCCGAGGCCCUGGAGGCGGCCGGUGAGCUGGAGCCGAGCGGCGAGCUGCCUGUAGCCGAGAGUCCCGCCGCCGGUCAGCUGGUGGCCGUCAGGUACUCGGUAGACUGCGCCAUGUACCGCGCCCGACUCCUGCCCGACUCCGACUCUGCCGAGUCGCGCCGAGUCCUGUUCGUUGAUUACGGUAACACGGAGUCGGUGCCGGUUGGUGAGCUGCGCUGUCUGCCGCCGCAGCUGACAGAAGAGCCACUCCUGGCAGCGCGCUGCUCUCUGCCGCUGCGGGUGACGGAGGGUGCAGAGACUGCAGCUGCCGAGCGAUUUGUCGAGCUAGCCGACAGCGAGCUGGAACUACAGAUGACCCUAGUCGCCGCGGGAGACCCUGCGAUCGUGACGCUGUCACACGAGGGCCGUGACUUGGCCGGAGUACUGGUGGAAGAGGGACUGGCCGUGCCCGUGGAGAUGACACAGAAAACGGAAGAGACCCGUGAAGACAAGACAACAGACACUGAUGGUGACGCGAAGGUGAACCAGAAUCAAGAGAACACGGGUGAUCCGGCGGCAGAAUCCCGACUGGAUGAUCCCGGGGAUCACGAGGUGUUUGUGUCGCACGUCAACUCGCCACUCGAGUUCUACGUCCAGUCUCCCGACACGACCGCUCUGGAUGAUCUGAUGGAACGCCUGGCGGCCGCGGCUGCUUCCCUGGCGCCCGCCGAGCCGCCGUUCGAGCCAACUGACCUGCUGGCGGCGCCUUUCUCCGAAGACGAAGCCCUGUACCGCGCCCGGGUGGUGUCCACCAGCGACGACCGCGCUCGGGUUCAGUUUGUCGACUACGGUAACGGUGAGGAGGUGGAAGCGGCAGCUCUGCGCCGCCUGCCGGCCGAGCUCAGCGAGUUACCCCCACAGGCGCUCCGCUGCCGCCUGCCAGUAGAGGCGUGCGCCGCCUCUGCCGUCGGCCGGCUCCGCGAGCUGACAGAAGAGGGCGCUCGCCUGAGGCGUCUGGCCGCGUCCGCCGACGCGGACGGCCCGGUGGCGCUGGUGCGUUUAACGGUCGACGGACGAGACGUGGCCGAGACACUGGCCGCGGACGGGCUCUGCCGACUGGCCCGGCGUCUGACACUGCCGCCGGCACUGAUGCCACAGCUCGAUACAGACAUGGAAGCAUCCGUGACGUUUGUGGGUACAGAAGAGGUGUUUGUGAUGCUCUCUGAUGACCGGACUGCCCUCGGGGAACUGCGACAACUGAUCGCCGAGCUGUAUGGUGACGCCGAUCCGCCGCCUCCUCUGGCCGCCCCGGCUGCUAGCGACCUGUGCGUGGUCCAGGAUACGAACGGAGGCUGGAACCGCGCCACUGUCCUGACGGUUGGCGCUGAGAACACGGCACGCGUGCGACUGGUCGACACCGGCUACAUCCUCGAGGGUGUGGCUCUGUCUGAUCUGCGGCAGCCACUGCAGGCCGUGGCGCUACCGCCGCCGCUGGUACAUCGCUGCCACCCGGCGCCGGACUGUGACAGUCCUCGGCUGGCGGAGGCGAGCUCUUUGGACGGGUUAGUCACCGUUCGAUUUACGGCUGACGGAGAUCGUCUGAUGUUGCACCUCGUCACCGCCGGGACUCCUGCCGCGCCAGAGGUGUCCUCCGCCGGACAAACGACCGAACAGCCCGCCGCUGAGGAGGGCACGUCUCCUGCCUCGCCGGAGGUGUCCGCUGUUGGACAGACGAGCGAAGAGCCCGCCUCUGAGGAGGGCACCACGACGGAACGUCAGGAAGAUGAGUCGGACUCCGCCGCGACUCCGCGCGGACGACAGUACCGCGAUGAGAAGAUCGUACCCGGUCAGAUUUCGUUCUCACUGAUUGUCCCACCGACGCUGAAGGAAGAGGAACCUGCCCGUGACUCCCAAGUUGACCAGCCGACCCCUGCGCCGGCCCCGGCGGAGCAGCUGACCCCUGCCCCGGCUCCUGCGGAGCAGCUGACCCCUGCACCCGUCCCCCCGGCAGAAACGCAGGUCGCCACGGCUCCUGACGGUACCCCACUCGGUCGGCGCAUCAGUCAUGAGUUCAAGAUCGUGCCCGGUCAGAUCUCGUUCAGUCUUCUGUCUGAGCCGGAGACGAGGGAAGGCUCUGAGCCAACGGCGGACGAGUGCUCGGCUGGUGAGAAGAGCCAGUCCGUAGACGGAGUGGAAGACGCCGGGGAGAUCGAUGUUGAGACUUCGAAGACUGAGAGUGCUGCUCCGGCCGAGGAUGGUGGAGUGGAGGCCGAUGCUGUCGCAGAGGCUAUGCCAGAAGACGCUGAGAUCGAGGCUGUGCCAGAGGACGCUGCGGUAGAGGCUACGCCGGCAGAUGCGGCUGAGGUCGGGGCUGCGUCAGCAGAUGCUGCGGCAGAGGCUAUGCCAGCAGAUGCUGCGGCAGAGGCUACGCCAGCCGACGCUGAGGUUGAGACUACGCCAGCUGUCGCUGAGACAGAGGCUAAACCGGAAGACGCUAAAGUCGAGGCUACGCCAGCUGUCGCUGAGGUCCAGGGUAUGCCAGAAGACGCUGCAUCUGAAGCUGAGGCGGCAGAGGCUAUGCCAACAGACGCUGAAGCCGAGGCUACGCCAGCCGACGCCGAGGCCGAGGCUACGCCAGCGGGCGUCGAAGUAUCGCCGAUAGGUGGUGAAGUUGAAGUCAAAUCCCCUCCAGUGGAAGCUGGGCUCGAAACUACGUCAGUGGAAGCUAAUGCUGACGUUACGCUGUCAGACCCUGAAGCCGAGGGUUCAUCCGCCGCCGUGGCUGAGGCGGGGCUGGUGACAGUCGAAGCUGAAGAGGAGUUUGUAUCAGCGGAUGAAAACGAUGAUAUGAUCCUGGUAGUGUCGGAGGAGGAUGACACACCUCCCGGAACGGAAGCCGAGGCCGUGACAACUGACGGCAAGCUGAAUGUGAAACCAUGUGAGACGGGAUCUGCCGAGGUGGAGUCUGCUGUGUCAAUGACCGAACCUACACCAGUUGAGGCUACACCAGCCGAGACCGAGAUUGCACUAGCCGAGUGUACACCAACCGAGGCUACGCCAACAGAGUCUGUGCCGGCUGAGACUACGCCAGCCGAGCCCACACCAGCCGAGAGUGUCCCAGUCGAGGCUACGCCAGACCAGACUCGACCGACCGAGCUUACACCAGCCGAGGCUGCACCAACUGAGUCUGAGUGUACGCCAGCCGAGUGUACACCAUCCGAAGCUGUACCAACCGAAGCUGCACCAACCGAAGCUGCACCAGUCAAGAGUGCACCAGCUCGGGCUACACCAGCUGAGAGUACACCAACCGAGAGUGCACCUGCAGCCGAGACUGCACCAGCCGAGCCCUCGGCGAAGACGACACAACCGGAGACUCUGGCAGAGACUACAUCACCUGAGGCUGUGGCAGAGGCUAACGAGGCUGUAGCAGAGGCUACCACAGUCGAGGCUGUGAUCGAGGCUACUCCAACAGAGGCUUCAACGGAGGACGCCUUAGAUGUUGCUGUGAUCAGCGCUUCUGAGGCUAUAUUUAAGCCAAUGCUGAUGGAGGUUGCAACAGAAGCCGCUCCUGAGGCUGCCACAGAAGCCGAUCCUGAGGCUGUGACUGGAGCUGCCCCUAAAGCUGUGACCGAGCUAGCUGUCCGAGUGGAGACUGUGAUUGAAGCCGCUCCUGAACUUGUAACUGGGGUUGCUUCUGAGGCUGUGACCGACGCCACUCCUGAGACGGUAACGGAAACUUCCACGGAGGCUGUGCUGGAAAGCGCUCCCAAAGCUUUGACUGAGGCUGCUCCCGAGACUGCGACGUCGGCUACUAGUGAGACCCUGGCGCCGGCCCCCAAAGCCGAAGCCUCACCAGUGGCAGGACAUGCCUCAAUGGACGCCAAAGUGACAACGAAUGAAGACGCGACUAGUGCAGUCUCCGACAAAGAAGACGUCAAGCCGCUGACGGUAGAGACGGCUGAGGAGGGCACUGAGCCUCGGCCGGCGCGGGAGACUGAAGAAACCGUCGCUGAUGUCCAAGAAGAGCCUGUGGUGUUUGUCUCUGACACCCUGGAUAAUGCAGUCGAGGAUCAAGUCCGGUCACCGGACGGACAAGAGGAGACAGCCGCGGUGGCUGGUGGGCAUGAUGAACCAGCAAAGUUCACUGAACGGCCGGACGAUCCCUCCGAGAAGACCGUCGAGACUUCAGAGAAGCCGGCUCAACCAUCAGGCGAGACUGUCACGUCCUCGACAGAAGAGCGCACCGAACCAUCUGUUGAGCCCGUCAGUGCCUCAGGGCUUCCCAUCGAACCCAUCAAGACCGCAAAACCUACAGACGAGUCGGCUACAACCAAGGAAAAGGUAAACCCUAAACCCUCCAAAGAGUCUCCAAUGCUCGCUGAUGACUCCAAAGAGUCUCCAGUGCUCGCUGAUGACUCCAAUGAGUCCCCAGCGUGCGCCGACGACUCCAAAGAGUCUUUGGUGCUCGCCGACGCCCCGGCGGAAGCUUCCGCUGGAGACCCCUCCGCGCACUCCGCGGAGACCGUAAAGCCCUCGCCGGAGCUGCUGAAGGGCGCCGCCGCCGGCCGGCAGGGCGCAGGCGAUUCGUCCUCCGAGGCACGCCGGCCCACGGAGGUCGGCACUGAUACCGUAUCGGACAGCGGUGACGCGGACUGUGUGUGAACCGAGGACAGUGAAAGGGCUCCCAGUGCCGGUGAGUGAACGGGGCUCCCGCCUGCCCCGCGGACCGAGGGACUGACGAGUGAUGGAGAGGGGCGGGCACAUUGCGAGCUUAGUGUGUUCUCGUUGAUUGAUAUGAAGGCGUUCGGUUAGUCCAGAAGUGCUUUGAUGAGGGCCGCGGAGGCUGUGUAUAUAUAGCGGCGCAUUGAUAGUCACUGCUCGAGUCCUGAGUGUUUGCGGUUCAUGCUUCAGGGAAUGGAGUACAAAGGCAGGCAGUGCAUAUACAUAGAACUGUUAACCAAGAUUUGUAUUUUGUUAAAAAUAAAACAAAACGUUUUCUGCA
Messenger RNA from Amphibalanus amphitrite, 12210 nucleotides. RefSeq lists its product as uncharacterized. The record is from RefSeq and is a predicted model, not a curated record. The transcript has 35 exons. The coding region runs from base 261 to 11870 and encodes 3869 amino acids. NCBI's taxonomy places the organism in Eukaryota, Metazoa, Arthropoda, Thecostraca, Balanomorpha, Balanidae.